Messenger RNA from Dendroctonus ponderosae (mountain pine beetle), 1039 nucleotides. Its product is annotated as transcription factor BTF3 homolog 4. The record is from RefSeq and is a predicted model, not a curated record. Bases 187 to 693 code for a protein of 168 amino acids. Gene Ontology annotation, cellular component: cytosol; nascent polypeptide-associated complex. The transcript has 2 exons. NCBI's taxonomy places the organism in Eukaryota, Metazoa, Arthropoda, Insecta, Coleoptera, Curculionidae.
AGCGCCGUCUAUGUCCAAGGAAGUCGACCAUUUUCUUUCUUGUCAUACCGGGCAACAGCACGUGUGGUUUGUAUAGAAAAAAGAUCUAUAGCCAGCAAGUUCGCUUAGUCAUUGUUCUAAACGUUAACAAUUUACGAAUAACCUUAUCACCCGUCGAUUGAACCAGUCCGUAGCCCUACAAGCAACAUGAACACCGAUAAAUUGAAGAAAUUGCAGUCCCAAGUGAGGAUUGGAGGUAAAGGAACACCCAGGCGAAAGAAGAAGGUUGUCCACUCGACCCAAGCUACAGAUGACAAAAAACUGCAGUCGUCAUUGAAAAAACUCUCAGUAAACACCAUCCCCGGCAUCGAGGAGGUUAACAUGAUUAAAGACGAUGGCACGGUUAUUCACUUCAAUAACCCAAAAACCCAAGCAUCCUUAGCCGCAAACACAUUUGCCAUAACUGGACAUGGCGAGAACAAACAAAUUACCGAGAUGCUCCCCGGUAUUUUGAAUCAGUUGGGCCCCGAAGGCAUUUCUCAAUUGAAACGUUUGGCAAGUUCUGUUGCUAAUGCGGGAGGUGUGAGUAAAAUUGUACCAGAGGAUGAGGAGGAUGUUCCCGAUUUAGUGGAAAACUUUGACGAGGCGAGUAAGGCUGAGGUUGCAAAGAAAGAAGAACCUAAAUCUGAGGAAAAGCCAAACGACACUGCUUAAGUUCCCACACCUACAAGUUAACGCACUGCGGAUAAUCCCAUAGCUGUUUGGUUAACUUGCAACAAUGGUAUCCUUAAUUCUAGUUAUCAUAAGAUUGAAAUUCAACGGAAUACUUGGCAUCAGUUCAGUGGGGUCAAAUUUGUAGAUUUAAAAUCCAAUGAAUCUCAAUCUUGUACUAACUGACUUUACUGAUACCCGUUUUUAGUGUAAGAGUUUGGAGGACUUCCGAACCAAACAAUCUGUUUGCGGAAACAAAUUGAUCAUUCGUUUUACUUAUCUAAUAAUAACAUUUUGUUAAUCGGAAUUUAAACAGACUUUUCUGAAUACAUAUAUAAUUACAUAAUAA